Pseudozyma flocculosa PF-1 is the source of this 1083-nucleotide messenger RNA. RefSeq lists its product as uncharacterized. Gene Ontology annotation, cellular component: THO complex part of transcription export complex. NCBI's taxonomy places the organism in Eukaryota, Fungi, Basidiomycota, Ustilaginomycetes, Ustilaginales, Ustilaginaceae. Bases 1 to 1083 code for a protein of 360 amino acids. The transcript has 4 exons. Gene Ontology annotation, molecular function: protein binding. Gene Ontology annotation, biological process: mRNA export from nucleus. The record is from RefSeq and is a predicted model, not a curated record.
AUGGCGCUGACGGCACCACCCUCCGACGCCGCCCUGUUCCGGGAGCGCGGCAUCACACUGCCGUCGUUCCAAAAUUACAAGCCGUCCAAGGAGCUCAAGGGCGGCCACCGACUCAGCGUUCGCGGCGUCGCGUGGUCCAUCGACGGCCGCAAGCUCGCCAGCUGCGGCGCCGACCGAUCCGUGCGCGUAUGGACGCCCGAGCGCAGCGUCGACGUGCGCGCUUCCACCGAGCUCCGAGGUCACACCGAGAGCGUCGACCAGCUCGCCUGGAGCCCCACUGCGCCGGAUCAGAUCGCCACCGCGUCGGCGGACAAGUCGGUCAGGAUAUGGGACAUUCGCUCGGCAAAGGCGACGCAGGUCAUUUCGACGCCCGGGUCCAACAUCAACAUCGCCUACCACCCGCACGGACACCAGGUGGCAGUGGGCGACAAGGCGGACACGAUCAGCAUCAUCGACGUUAAGAUGGGCCGGAUCGUCGAGACGGUCCAGGACCGCAGCCGCGGGCCGGUCGAGGAGAUCAACGAGUUUACCUGGUCGCCCGAUGGCUCCCUCUUCCUCCUCACCAGCGGCACGGGCAGCAUCCACAUCCACGACGCCCGCAACCCGCUCGAGGGCGACGCCAACACGGCCAAGGGCGCCGCCACGCGCUGGUCCCGCCUCCACACCAUGGUCGCCCACACGGCCAACGUGUUUUGCAUCGAAAUGGACCCCAGCUCGAGGUACAUGGCCACCGCCUCGGCCGAUAGCAUGAUUGGCCUGUGGGCCCUCGACGAGUGGAUGAGCGUCCGCAUGUCCGGCUCCCUCUCGUUUCCCGCCCGCAGCCUGAGCUUCUCGCACGACGGCGAGUUCCUCGCAGCCGGCGGAGAGGAUCCGUGGAUCGACAUUUCAUCGGUGGCGACGGGCAACACGGUGUACAAGCUGCCCGUUACGGGCAUGAUCAACACGCUCGCCUGGCACCCGAGCAAGCUCUACCUCGCCUACGCCGGAGACGAGCCGCCCUCGACGACCGCCAGCGGCGGCGGAGGAAGCGCUGCCUCUAGCGCCGCAAAGGACAACGGCGUCAUCCGCAUCUUUGGCUUGUAG